Molecule: messenger RNA, 363 nt
Organism: Desarmillaria tabescens
Lineage: Eukaryota; Fungi; Basidiomycota; Agaricomycetes; Agaricales; Physalacriaceae
Exons: 5
Coding region: 1-363 (120 amino acids)
Source: RefSeq, a predicted model, not a curated record
AUGGCGAACCCGGCUGGCCUGCGCUCUCCUCCAACGCCACGUUCCGAGGUAUCCUCACCACGACCAAAGUUCGACGCUGAGCUCUUGAAGGCCUACAUGAAGAAACUAAUGUCGACAACCCUCCAUUCUGCAGUCUGGCCGGAGCCACGGGAACGGGACCGGCGCGUAAAGGAACGCAUGGUCGAAAUACAGAAAACAGGAUUCAAGUAUAUCGUGUUAACUCAGAUUAACGAAAAUCUGGGUCAGGGUGGUCGAGCGGACAUGGUAUGCCACUGGGAAGAUUCGGACGUUGUCGCCCAAGAGGUAUUUUCGAAUGAUUCAGUCAUCUGUAUCUGUAUAGCGUUUGCAGUACGCACCGUCUGA